Molecule: messenger RNA, 4123 nt
Organism: Papaver somniferum (opium poppy)
Lineage: Eukaryota; Viridiplantae; Streptophyta; Magnoliopsida; Ranunculales; Papaveraceae
Product: putative disease resistance protein RGA4
Exons: 2
Coding region: 150-3974 (1274 amino acids)
Biological process (GO): defense response to other organism
Molecular function (GO): ADP binding
Source: RefSeq, a predicted model, not a curated record
GAGGAGAGUCGACAGAGUAGCCAUUGAAGACUCAUUUUAUUCCACAUUCAUAGUUCUGCUCUCCACACUUUCAAAUUUCUCUCAAGAAACACCAUCAUCUUCAUUCAUUUCUUCUUCAUUGUUUCUCCAUCUGCUUGAAAUUUCUCAUAAUGGCCGCGGAAGGAAUUCUUGUUAACGGGGUCACUGAAAUCAUUAAGAAGGUACUACCUGUUAUUGCUCAACAGAUUUCUUCGUCAUGGGGUGUCAAAGACGACUUGAGAAAGCUCAAGGAAACCUUAGAGUCAAUUCAAGCUCUAAUGUCUGAUGCCGAGAGGAAGCAGGUGAAUGAUGAGGCUGUGAGACUUUGGUUGAGAAGGCUGAAAGAUGUUGUUUAUGAUGCAGACGACGUUAUGGAUGAGUUCAUUUACGAAACCAUGCGUUCUAAUAAGCACAGGGUACAAGCUCUUGUUUCAUCCUCCAACCCACUUUUUUUUCGUUUCAAGAUGGCCCGUAAUAUUCGAGCCAUCAAUCAAAAGUUGGAUGAAAUUCACAAAAACAGUCAAAGGUUUCGCUUCCAAAAUACCGGAAGUGCACAAGAAAAUCAGAAUAAAGAGCUUAUAAAAAAACGCAACCGGUUAACUACAUCGGAUGUAGAUGAUUCGUUACUUCUAGGCAGGGAAGGUGCAAAAUCAUACAUAAUUAACUUAUUGAUCGAGAAGCCGUCGCCAUCUGUGCCGUCAUCAUCAUCGGAGAUUUCUACCCAACAGCACAACGUAUCCACUUUAUCUAUUGUGGGCAUGGGGGGUCUGGGUAAGACUACAGUGGCUCAAAUGGUCUAUAAAGAUGACUCCAUGGUGAGAAACUUUGAGCCAAGAGCUUGGGUUUGUGUCUCUGAUCCUUUUGACAUCUUUAAGAUUUUAAGAGAUAUCAUCGAGUCCAUCACUGGACGAAAAUGUGAGGAUCCAUCCAAUGUCGACGUAUUGGCAAAACAAGUCAAGGAAAAUUUGCUUGGUAAGAAAUAUUUUCUAGUGCUCGACGACGUGUGGAAUGAGGAUGUCGGAGAUUGGGAUAAACUGAAAAGUUUUCUUGUUUGUGGCGGCUUGGGCAGCAAAAUAUUAGUCACUACACGAAGCCAGAAUGUUGCAUCCGCUGCUGGGGGUACAUAUUACUCUUUGAACAAAUUACCGGAUGAUGUUUGUUGGUCCAUUAUCAAGAAGAAAGUAUUGUCCCAAGGUGGAGCAGUGCUGACAAAGAAAAUGACAGAUAUUGGAACUGAGAUAGCAAGGAAAUGUGAUGGCUUACCCCUUGUGGCGAAUUCACUUGGAAGUUUAUUGCGUUCAAGAAGAGAUGAAAGCUAUUGGCAGUCAAUCGUAGACGACAUCGCUGAUCGUAUGCGAGGUACAACUGAACAUGAAAAAGUCAUUUCAAUAUUAAAACUGAGCUAUGAUAAUUUAUCGCCUCCUCUGAAACAAUGUUUUUCAUACUGCUGUAUUUUCCCGAAAGACUGGGAAAUAAAUAGAGAAAUGUUAAUUCGAUUAUGGAUGGCAGAAGGAUUCCUUUUGUCAUCAAGUGGAGGAGAAAGUAUAUCUCUUGAAGAUAUUGGUAAUGAAUAUUUUGAGUAUUUGGUGUGGAGUUCGUUCUUCCAGGAUGUGCAGAAGCAUCAUCUGUCGGGAGACAUUAAGACAUGUAAGAUGCAUGAUUUGGUGCAUGAUCUUGCAACGAGUGUUGUAGAUCCUAAUGAAUUUAGAAUUGCCAAGGUAAGAGAUGACAAGGAAGAUGUUUCAGAAGUUCGACGCUUACAACUGCUAAUUGAUAGAGGACAAAGUUUGGCAUCUCCUACAGUAUUAUCAAAUGCUGUGAAACUGCGUACAAUUGUUGCUCUUGAACCAAAGAAUUCGCAUGUCAGUUCUUUCUUUCAAUGUAGGCGUUUACGCAUACUAUGUCCUCUCGGUGGCUGGAGUGCAUGCACACUCUCUUCUAGGAGCAUGUCUGCUUCAUCGAUUUCUAAGCUGAAACAUCUGAGGUACCUUGACCUCUCAGACAUGGAUUUAUCUCCUGAGGUAUCUUUAAAUCAUUCUUACAAUCUGCAAACACUCAUACUGAAAUUCUGCAGAAACGUUCCUAGCUGUCUUCUAAAUAAGAUUGGAUCUUUGAAGAGUUUGAGGCAUCUUGAUAUCUCGUUUUCGGAUAUUAAAUCUAUACCCGAAAAUAUUGGGUCCUUGGAACAUCUGAGUUUCCUUGAUCUUUCAAGAACAAAAAUCUCAAAGUUACCGGAUUCAAUCACUUAUAUCACCAGUUUAAGGACGUUGAGGUUCGAUUGGUGUAGCACUUUAGAUGCCUUACCAAGUGAGCUAGGAGCACUGACACGAUUGAGGUGUCUUGAUUUGAGUUAUUCUUCCAUCCAAGAAUUGCCUGAAUCAUGCAUUAGCAACCUCUGCAAUUUGGAGAUUGUGGAAUUAGGAGAGUACUGUAAGCUUCCAAAGGAAAUUAAGAAUUGGCCGAAAUUGAGAAUUUUUGCUCACUCUAGAAAAGAUGAUGUAAUGCCUAGAGGUAUAGAAAGGCUCACUUGCCUUGAAACAUUGAAUUACAAUGCUAGAAAUGAAAAUGAGAUCUGUGGAAGUCCCAGUAAUAAGAGUUACGGAGGCAUUGAAGAGUUAGCAGGCUUAAACUCCCUUCGGGUGUUAGAGAUCAGAAAACUUGAAAAUGUGAGAGGUGGAAUAGAAGAUGGAGAAACAGCAAAGUUAAAGGACAAGCAACAUCUUCGAGAAUUACAUCUGGAAUGGGGUUCCACAGGUGGUGAUGAUGACCAAGUACGGAGUAGUAGAAGUGUAAAAGAUACUGCGGUGUUGGAGGGUCUCCAGCCUCACUCAAAUUUGAAGCAUUUGCAUAUAUAUAGAUUCUCAGGUUUAAACCUUCCAAAGUGGAUGAUGGGGUGUUCAUUAUCUAACUUCCUUCCGAAUUUGGUGAAAAUAAUUAUGAGAGAUAUCAAUAAUUGUGAGCAGCUUCCAGCUCUGGGCAUGCUCCAAUUUCUUAGGUAUCUUGGGAUCUUCAGAAUGAAAUCAAUCAAGUGUCUGGGAGAAGAAUUCUAUUAUCAACAAGAAAACAGAGAAGAAGAAGAAAGCAGUAGUAGUGAUACUGCAAAGAGAUCCUCAUUAUUCCCUUCCUUAGUUUAUUUGGAUAUUUGGGGAUUGGAAAACUUAGAAGAAUGGGUUGCUCCUCCUCUUUCUUCUUCUUCUUGUUUUCCUUCUCUUGAGACGAUCGAUAUCACAAACUGUAAACGAUUGAAAACCAUACCAAUAAUUUCGUUUUCUUCUCUGGAGUCAUUGAGAUUAUGGGGUACCAAUGAUAAUGCAGUAAACUCAUUACUGAAUAGAGGGGGAGGAGAAGGAUGUCUGCCCUCUCUCACAUCCAUUGAAAUAUGGGAUUCUCCAGAUCUAAUAUAUUUACCACCAUUGGGCGCACUACUCCAACGCAGUACUCCGAAUUUUUGGUCCCUUGAAAUUAGGUGUUGCUCAAAUUUUCAAGGUUUUCGUGAUGAUGGUGAUAAUCGAAACAACAACAACAGUUCGAUUCGUUUACUGUUGCUAAAAGAUUGUCCUGCUUUAACAUCUCUUCCUGAUUUACGAUUAUGCACUUCUCUUCGGUCCCUUGUAAUUCUGAAUUGCUCAAAUUUUCAAGGUUUUAGUGAUGAUGGUGAUAAUCGAAACAACAACGACAAGAGUUCUAUUCGUUCACUGUGUCUAGAAGAUUGUCCUGCUUUAACAUCUCUACCGGAUUUACGAUUAUGUACUUCUCUCCGGGAAUUAACAAUCUGGAACUGCGACAAACUGAAGAAUAAGGAGUCAAUACCCUAUGAUCUUAAGAAGUCCCUCACGUUUCUUGAAGAACUCAAAGUUGAUUUCAUCCAAAGAGACGAGGGUGUUCCGGAUGUCUUAACUAAUUUGAUGGAGAAGAAGAAGCAGAUUUGCUCGAUAGGAAGUCAUCUCUUCUUCUAGAAUUACCAACAGGUUGGUUGGAUCGAUGGCGAGGAAUCAACAGCAUGCUUCUUAAUUUUGCUCUUGAAAUUCUGCAAGCAGUGGGUAUUGUAUUACAAAGCAUCUGUUAAAAAUUUGCUUCCCCAACGCAGUCUUAGGACAAAAACUUU